UCGCGUAUCGAGAAAGUGCAUUUAUUAGUUGUUUGGUAGUGCAUUUCGUUUCGUUUAUUGCCACAUAUUGUUAUCAAGUGUAUUAGUGGUAAAAUAUGGCCAGCAAAGCUGAAAUUCCAGUGGUUUUGAAAACCCUCUUUAGCCACAUCGAUGCCAACAAAGCGAAGUACAUCCAGGCCCUGGCGGAAACCGUGGCCAUCAAGUCGGUGUCUGCCUGGCCCGAUUCCCGGCCGGAGAUUUUCCGUAUGGUCAACUGGGUAGCGGACCGGUUGCGGACGCUGGGUGCAACCGUAGAGCUGGCGGACGUCGGUAAACAAACCCUGUCGGAUGGGCGUGUAAUCGAUUUACCGAACGUAAUCUUGGGCUCGCUGGGCAACGACCCACAAAAGAAAACGAUCGUUCUCUACGGACAUCUGGACGUUCAGCCGGCGCUCCGCGAGGACGGCUGGGAUACGGAACCGUUCGUCCUAACGGAAAAGGACGGUAAACUGUUCGGGCGCGGUGCCAGCGACGACAAGGGCCCGGUGCUGGGAUGGAUUCAUGCCAUCGAAGCGUUCCAGGCGAUCGGAGAGCCACUGCCGGUGAAUCUGAAGUUCGUCUUCGAAGGGAUGGAAGAGUCCGGCAGUGAAGGGCUGGAUGAGUUGCUGUACAAGCGGAAGGACGACUUUUUGUCGAACGUUGAUUUCGUGUGCAUUUCCGAUAACUAUUGGCUGGGGCGGGACAAACCGUGCAUCACCUACGGGCUGAGAGGGAUUUGCUACUUCGACGUGGAGGUCGCGUGUGCCGAUAAGGAUUUGCACAGUGGGGUUUUCGGUGGAACGGUCUAUGAGGCGAUGAACGAUUUGGUUUAUCUUCUUGGAACGUUAGCCGAUAAAGAGGGUAGGAUUUUAAUUCCAAACAUCUACAAAGAUGUGGCUGAGAUGCUGCCGAAUGAGGAGGCAAUCUACGAAGCAAUUGCCUUCGAUGUUGCUGACUAUCGCGAACAGUUGGGAGCUAAGAAACUUAUGCACAAUGAGGACAAGACGAAGAUUCUUAUGCACCGUUGGCGUCAUCCGAGCCUUUCAAUUCACGGCAUUGAAGGCGCUUUCUACGAGCCUGGCCAAAAGACGGUCAUUCCCAAGAAAGUAAUUGGCAAAUUUUCGAUUCGUAUCGUGCCUAACCAAACGCCGGAUCUCGUGGAAAAAUAUGUGACCGAGUAUCUGACCGCAAAGUGGGCAGAGCGAGGCUCGCCGAACAAAUUUGCCGUCCGAAUGGCGCACGGUGGUAAGCCAUGGACUGAAGAUCCGAACCAUCCGCACUAUCAGGCUGCACGGGUGGCUACGCAGUACGUUUAUCGGGUGGAACCCGAUAUGACCCGCGAAGGAGGCUCGAUUCCGGUGACGCUGACGCUGCAGGAAACUACCGGCAAGAACGUGCUGCUGCUGCCGAUGGGAGCCUCGGACGAUGGCGCCCACUCGCAAAACGAGAAGAUCGACGUACGCAACUAUAUCGAAGGGACCAAGCUUUUGGGCGCGUACCUGUACGAAGUGGCCAACGUUUGAUGAUCUGAGGAUAAUCUGAUAUUACGAAUUGUCCUAUUAAUAAUCGAUAAAACAUCACUAAUAAACAUUACAAAUAACUUUAAAAU
Messenger RNA from Sabethes cyaneus, 1627 nucleotides. RefSeq names its product cytosolic non-specific dipeptidase (gene Cndp2). The transcript is spliced from 5 exons. Gene Ontology annotation, molecular function: metallodipeptidase activity. The record is from RefSeq and is a predicted model, not a curated record. Bases 96 to 1541 code for a protein of 481 amino acids. Lineage: Eukaryota; Metazoa; Arthropoda; Insecta; Diptera; Culicidae. Gene Ontology annotation, biological process: proteolysis.